Molecule: messenger RNA, 1431 nt
Organism: Lasiodiplodia theobromae
Lineage: Eukaryota; Fungi; Ascomycota; Dothideomycetes; Botryosphaeriales; Botryosphaeriaceae
Product: Het domain-containing protein
Exons: 3
Coding region: 1-1431 (476 amino acids)
Source: RefSeq, a predicted model, not a curated record
AUGCCCGAUGUCCCUGUUGCACCAGACCUACAACCACCGCUUCCGAGGUUCUGGAUUGACCACGGAUGGUGCCCACACCAAGUUGAAAAACUCGAAAGUAAUUUCGACGAAGACGUCCUGUCCUAUCUCAACCAACUCGAUUGGUCCAGAGCGCAAGACCUCAGCCACGAGCGCUGCCGCAAGGAAGAGAGGGAGGAGAGCCAAGACGAAAGCACAAGUCAAAAGAACAAGGCGAGCCAAGAUAGGACCGUGCUUCCAGUCAACUGCAAGGCCUUCCAAAUCGACGACGAAUACGAGCCGAAGCACACAACACCAGACUGCAAGUGCGACUUCGUCCACGUGGACCGCGAGGAAUUAGCCGGCAUCAUCGAUGAUGGCGGCGUACCGCUCAUCUCCAUCGAGGAACAUGAUAGCGGUGGCAUUUCUCUGAAAGUCGAGGCUCGCAGCGUUCACUCGCGUUAUACGGCCAUCUCGCACGUGUGGCGCGACGGCCUGGGGAACGAAUCGCGCAAUGCCCUGCCCAAGUGUCAGCUCCAGCAAUUGAACGCAUGUCUCAAGAACAUGCCGAAGCCCAAGGAGAGUGGCUGGAGAAAAAUCACGCCAUGGACGUACGGGGAUUGGCGUCGACAGAACUACUCCAGGGACCCUUGUCCACCUCCAUUGUUCUGGCUCGAUACGCUUUGUAUCCCAGUGGGGCCGAAGGGGAGCGAGGGUGGCCGGCUGAGAGCGGAAGCUAUGAGGGACAUGGCUCUGAUCUACAGCUCACCGGUACAAGUCCUUGUCCUGGAUGCAGAGCUGCAGAUGUGCUCAACCGAGAACAAGGACGCAAUCGAACUUGUCGCUCGGAUAGUGUGCAGCAGUUGGAUGACGAGAGCCUGGACUUUGGUCGAGGGAGUCCUGGCGCGCGAAGUCGUGUUUCAGUUCAAAGAUAUGGCCGUCGAUCCCCUGGGUUCGUGGUCUCCGCUGGGAGAGGAUCCGAAGUUCAGCACGAGCAUCCGAUUUCCCAAAGGCGAGCGAUACCGUAAGAUCUACAAAGCCCUGUUUGGCUGCCUGUGGAAUGAGCUACGCCAAGGUUGGAAGCACCAUGUCACCCCAAGAACGUAUGGAUCGGCAUCUAUCAGUUUUCCUACCGCAAGAGCCUCCCCCAACGAACCUAUUUUGACAGAAUCGAAUGACCUCGAGGUAUACCGAGUCAAUCAAUUGGUAGAUGCUUGGAAUGAACUGGCUUUCAGAACGACCACGAGACCUGACGACAUUCCUGUCAUUCUUUCAAGCCUUCUGGACUUCAAGUUCGAUCCACUUCCGAAAGAAUGCCCUGUCGAGGAUUUCAUGGACGCUGUGAUAUUCAGCUUUGACACGCUACCGGGAGAAGACAUAAACUACAGCUCCAUGGAAAUCGCCACGAAGAGAGGCUUCUCAACUACUGCAUGA